Molecule: messenger RNA, 1143 nt
Organism: Exophiala bonariae
Lineage: Eukaryota; Fungi; Ascomycota; Eurotiomycetes; Chaetothyriales; Herpotrichiellaceae
Exons: 1
Coding region: 1-1143 (380 amino acids)
Biological process (GO): peptide modification; carbohydrate metabolic process
Cellular component (GO): plasma membrane
Source: RefSeq, a predicted model, not a curated record
AUGGGUACUUCUGCAACAAGAUAUAUCAAAAACUCCGCCCCGCCGUUCAAACAAGCAGAUGCACAUGCAGAGCUUCUAGCAUCCCUAACACGAAUCAAUGCCUACAACCCACCAGUGCAAACGUGCUCGACAGGCUGGAACUUUGGUGGAUUCUACCAAGGUCCCACAUCCGUGGCAUACCUAUUCUACCGACUCGGACAGAUCUAUGGACCGGAGUUCAACUUCAAAGGCCAGUCACUGCUAGACUGGGCUCAAGCGUACCUCGACCUGGGGAUCUUUGGUAAGCAGCAUAGCGUGGACGCGAAUCACUGUGGUAUUGCGGCAGAGGUUCUGGCUCAGCUUGCACUGCGUGCUGUCAUGGAGGAGGAUCCGAGCCUGGUGCAGAAGCUUUGCUCCUAUGAAGGUAUUGUGAAUAGCAGUGAUGCUGAGGGCUCGAAUGAAUGGCUGCAUGGGCGCGCUGGGUAUCUCUACUUACUACGCCUGGCGCGUAGCGGGUUUGAGAAUGACUCGAAGACACUGACGAUGAUCGAGAAGACCGUACAAGCGACCGUUCAGCGUAUUCUGGCUUCGAAGCAACCUUGGAUGUGGCAUGGCAAGCACUAUCUCGGCGCCGCACAUGGGACAUUUGGGACAAUCUGCCAGAUUGCACUGUCGGCUCCAAGUUCUGCCUCAUCUCUCGAACCUAUUCUCUGCCAGCUCCUCAAGACACAACUUACCAGCGGAAACUUUCCCUCUUCCACACCAGUGGGUUCCGACAAGCUCGUACAGUUCUGCCAUGGCGGACCUGGAGCAAUCAUGGCAUUGAGAUCCAUCCGACCGCACUUCCCAUCAUUAGAAGGCCAGGUCAAUACUGCCAUCGCUGAAGCACAAAGUGAUGUGUGGAGGCGUGGAAUUUUGGCGAAAGAACCAUGUCUUUGCCAUGGGACUCCCGGGAAUGCGUUGGCUUUCGAUGACGAUGAACGAUUCCAGCAUUUCAUGGCGUUGUCAGCGAGUGAGGUUCUUGAGAGCCAGGGGUGGUUGGAAGAGGCUGGUAGGAGUGAUGGGUUUGUGGGCUUGUUCACAGGAGAAGCGGGUAGAGCGUGGGCUUGUGCGGUAGCAGAGAAGGGACUGAAGAGGGCAUGCAUUGGAUUUAACGAUAUAUGA